UUCCCGGUAUGGGCGGGCCCCGCCCCGUUCCCGGUAUCGCCGGGGCCGCCGCCAGCUCCAUGUCGCGCAGGGCCAUGGGGCAGCCCCGGCGCAUCACCGACUCCUUCCCGCGGCGGCGGCGGCGGCGGGGCCCGGGGCGACCCCCGGGCAGGCUCAAGGACAAGGAGAAGGAGAAGGCGCAAGGGAAGGCGAAGGUGCGGGACCGCCCUCCCGCCGCCCCGCAGCCCCCGCCGGACCCGGCGCUCCUGGAGAUGCUGCGGCGCUUCGACCUCUGCUGGGAGUACGGACCCUGCACCGGGAUCACCCGCCUGCAGCGCUGGGAGCGGGCGCAGGCGCUGGGGCUGAGCCCCCCCGGCCCCAUCCGGGACGCGCUCCUGGAGCACCGCGACAACCCCCAUGUCACCUACAGCCUCUGGCACGAGUACGAGCUCUGAGUCGCCGCGCCGAGGGAGGAGAGGGGGGGGCCGUGCCCGCCGCCCCCCGGCCCCCAUCGCGGGGGUACUGGGUGCUGUCGGGCUGGGGUGAAGCCCCUCGGGGCGCUGGGGGAGGGCGGGGGGUUGCACCCCUUCCAGAAUAGCCAGGCAGGGUGUCCAGGUGCCGGGACCCCCUUCUGCUUCCCCCCUCACUUCGGGGACGCCCCGACCCGCCAGGAGCCCCCCAGACCCCACAGAGGGUCCUGAUCCACAGUGAGGGGCUCAGCCGUCCCCCAUCCUAGGUAACCACCUUUGGCGGUGGGUGGAACAAGACUGGGACCCCGGGGGAAAAAAAAAAAAAAAUCAGCUGUCAGGUUGGAGAAAGGGAGGCGGAAGCGUAGCAAAAAAAGUCCGAAAAUGGGGAAAAAGUUAAGGAUUAAGUAAGAAUGAGCUCAGGGAGGGUAUUAUGAAACUAGGGGUGCAGGUGACUGUGGAUUGUGCUGCUGUUGUCACACUGUCUGGCAGUAGGGAGGGAAGAGUGGACAAUGUCCCGCGAGAUUCAUGUAAUUAAGAGCCUUAAAUAGCAGCUUUGAUGUGUGCAGUCAUAAAGUAAUAACGGGGAUGUUUGUUAAUUAUUUAGUUUAUUGGUGACUUUAUUCAUCCGCUUUUUCUGUUGCUUAACCAAUAAAAUUGUUUGUUUCUAUCCCAAG
Corapipo altera (White-ruffed manakin) is the source of this 1123-nucleotide messenger RNA. RefSeq names its product DNA polymerase delta 4, accessory subunit (gene POLD4). The transcript is spliced from 3 exons. Gene Ontology annotation, biological process: DNA-templated DNA replication; DNA synthesis involved in DNA repair. Bases 9 to 434 code for a protein of 141 amino acids. NCBI's taxonomy places the organism in Eukaryota, Metazoa, Chordata, Aves, Passeriformes, Pipridae. Gene Ontology annotation, molecular function: DNA-directed DNA polymerase activity. The record is from RefSeq and is a predicted model, not a curated record. Gene Ontology annotation, cellular component: delta DNA polymerase complex.